AUGUAUGAACACGCCGGCCUAUUGCUCAAUUUACCGUACUCCACAGGAACCAGCCCGGGACCGGGAGACAGUGGCGGUGGCUUGUACGUCAGUGAUGGCGACCGUUGGGUUCUCAGAGGUAUCGUUUCGUUUGGAAAGCUGAACGAAUUGAAGCACAAUGUGGACCCGUACAAGUACACCGUGUUCGUUAACGUUCAACAGUAUCUGACGUGGGUAAAGGAAGUUCUUGCUGAAAGUGAACCACAAAGGGACAGGACGCAGAAGCGGAUCAGUGAAAGCGAAUGCGACAGAUUUCGGAGUUUAUCGAAGAAGCGAAGAAAUGGCGAUUGUCUGAACAAUAGACACCCGCAUAAUGUGAUGAUUCUCCAACUUGACGGAAACUUGCUGUGCAAUGGUGUCUUAGUUGAAGAAAACUAUGUCAUUACAACUUGCAAUUGCGUUCGUCCAGCGCAAUACCGACCGGUGAAAGUACGAAUCGAAGCAUACGGCGAAGUGGAAGUGGCGGAAAUGUUCUGCCAUCCGAAGUUCAUCGACAAGAAAACCCACUACGACUUGGCGAUUCUCAAAUUGUCCCGAGCUGUCACGCUCUCUAGCAGUCUGAUUCCUGCCUGUUUGGCCAACGACUGGACGGAAAACCUCUACGAUAUUCUUUUGCAGAGCACGUUUGUUCACGAAGGGCAAGAUCUGAUAGUGUUAUACGAAUCGGACGAGAACAGGAUUACAACAACUGGAAAGUGCAAUUCCAUGUUCGAGUACUGGAUGGUAGAAGAGACCAACAAUGAUAGCGCAAUAUGCGUCAUCAAUACCGAUCCGUUGAGACGUGCUUCGUAUGGGACACGUGCAUCCACUGGAGAUGCACUGCAAUCGAGCAAUAGGCGAUCCUGUAUGUUCACCGUAGUCGGUGUUAAAGCCAGAAGUUCGGAUAAAUAUUUUACCAGGAACAGUGACCUUCCUAUGGUGGAUGCAUAUGCCCGAAUAUCCUAUCAUUUGGACUGGAUUGAAGACUUAAUCUGGAAUGUACAGCCUAAAGAAACCGAGUGUGGAGUUGACUACAAAUGGGAUAAACUAUGGCACGUGGCGAUUUUUCACAGGAAUAUCACCACCAAUGGAUUCACGUUUACCUGCAGUGGCACACUAAUUAGCGCAAAACAUGUUGUUACGACGGCGGGUUGUGUGCUGAAUCAAACCACUGUAAGCCCAUUACCGGAGGAUACUUUCGAACUCAAAGUUGGUCUUGAAAGACUAUCGAAACCCACUGCUUACGCGCAAACUCGAUACGUUAGUGAAGUCCAUGUUCAUCCGAAAUCUGUCACUGUUCAUGACAUAGGAAUACUGGUCACCAGCUGGCCAUUCAGGAUCACACAAGAUGUGAAACCAAUUUGUCUGGGUUUAAGCAAGAACUCGGCCAUUUGGAACUCGGAUGGAGAAAUCAGUGGAUGGGAAACAUUCGAGACCGGAGUUCCCAACGAUAUACGUAGAAGUGAUCGUAUAUCAAUUCUUGGUAGUAAAAAGUGUUCUGAGCUAGCUGGAAAACAACUGCCCACAGACAUGUUUUGUUCAGAUUACCCAAAAGACAAGAGAACUCACCAAGCGGAUCGAGGAUCAGGGUUGUACUACCAUAACGUUGGUGACAAAAGCUAUUGGACACUGGUGGGGAUCGCUUCAUCGGAGAUGAAAGGUAACGGAACCGAAAGAUAUACGCUGUUUGUUAAUGUUCAACAGUAUGUUGCAUGGAUCGAUGAAGUGGUGUCCCAAAGUGAGCCUAACCCGAAAAAGACAUCUAAACGGAUCAGUGAAAAAGAAUGCGAACGUUUCAGCAUGAUAUAUAGAAAAGAAAAAGGGGUUUGUGAAAAUGCUGGAAAUUUCACUACCAAAAAGUAUCCACAUAUCGUUUUUUUGCUAGACGGUAAGCUAAACGUCGCUUGUUCAGGUGUCUUGGUGAAGGAAAACCGGGUGUUAACAGCUUGUCGAUGUGCACGUGACCUCUUCCAACCGACACAAGUUGAAAUUGACAGUGGCGACAGAGUGAAAAUCUCGGAAAUUAUCUGCCAUCCAGACUACAACUCUGCUGCUGACUCAAAUCAUGAUCUAGCAGUACUCAAGUUGAGAACCUCUGUUGAAUUGUCCAGCCAGCUGGUACCGGCGUGUUUGGCGAAUGAUGAAACUGAGAAUCUGGAUGAUGCCAUUUUGCUAUCCAUGAUGUACAGAAAUUCGAAGGAGAACAAAAACGUGACCACACUAUAUUCCACGUACGAGUACAUCGGUACAGAAGAGCAGUGCGACAGAGUUACUGCAGGAGCCGGUAAUGCAGAAGUGUACAGCUUCCCGAUCAGUCAGUUCUGUACGAUCAGCCCCGGAUCGUACAGUGAUCCAAGCAUCGAGUUCAAUGACGCAGUUAUUCAAUCGGUAGAUCAUCGCAUUUGCCGAUUUACGGUGCUCGGAAUAGCAAGCAAAGCAGUAAACAGCAAUGCUGACACCAGACGAAGGCCAGAACUAGCCACGAUUGUUAAUCGCGUUGCUUACUAUCUGGAUUGGAUUGAGCAGGUCGUUUGGAGUGAUGAUAACUGAUGAGACAUCGGAGACGUAGACGAAGAACUUACACGUCUUGUUUUAGCAAUGCGAACAUCUUGCCGGUGAAUA
Aedes albopictus (Asian tiger mosquito) is the source of this 2640-nucleotide messenger RNA. RefSeq names its product serine protease 53. Lineage: Eukaryota; Metazoa; Arthropoda; Insecta; Diptera; Culicidae. The record is from RefSeq and is a predicted model, not a curated record. The transcript is spliced from 12 exons. Gene Ontology annotation, biological process: proteolysis. Gene Ontology annotation, molecular function: serine-type endopeptidase activity. The coding region runs from base 1 to 2568 and encodes 855 amino acids.